Carlito syrichta (Philippine tarsier) is the source of this 2303-nucleotide messenger RNA. RefSeq names its product SEC14 and spectrin domain containing 1 (gene SESTD1). The record is from RefSeq and is a predicted model, not a curated record. The coding region runs from base 345 to 1238 and encodes 297 amino acids. NCBI's taxonomy places the organism in Eukaryota, Metazoa, Chordata, Mammalia, Primates, Tarsiidae. The transcript is spliced from 9 exons.
UGAAUUGGCUUGAAGGGCCUGGAUCAGAACAACUAAGAGCCCAGUGGGGGAUUGGCGACUCCAUUAGGGCUUCCCAGGCCCUGCAGCAAAAGCAUGAAGAGAUCGAGAGCCAGCACAGUGAAUGGUUUGCAGUGUAUGUAGAGCUUAAUCAGCAAAUUGCAGCACUCCUGAAUGCUGGCGAUGAGGAAGAUCUGGUGGAACUGAAGUCAUUGCAGCAACAACUUAGUGAUGUUUGUUAUCGACAGGCCAGUCAGCUGGAAUUUAGGCAGAAUCUCUUACAAGCAGCUCUUGAAUUUCAUGGUGUUGCCCAAGAUUUGUCUCAGCAGUUGGAUGGCUUAUUAGGGAUGUUGUGCGUAGAUGUAGCGCCAGCUGAUGGAGCAUCGAUUCAGCAAACUUUAAAACUGCUUGAAGAGAAGCUGAAAAGUGUUGAUGUGGGAUUGCAAGGUUUGCGUGAAAAAGGUCAAGGUCUCCUGGAUCAGAUCUCCAACCAGGCAUCCUGGGCCUAUGGAAAGGAUGUAACCAUUGAAAAUAAAGAAAAUGUGGACCACAUACAAGGAGUGAUGGAAGAUAUGCAACUUAGGAAACAAAGAUGUGAAGACAUGGUAGAUGUGCGAAGGUUAAAGAUGCUUCAGAUGGUGCAGCUGUUUAAAUGUGAAGAAGAUGCUGCCCAGGCAGUAGAGUGGCUAAGUGAACUUCUGGAUGCUCUGCUUAAGACCCACAUCAGAUUGGGCGAUGAUGCUCAAGAAACGAAAGUUUUGCUGGAAAAGCAUAGAAAAUUUGUUGAUGUUGCACAGAGCACUUAUGACUAUGGUAGGCAGUUGCUACAGGCCACAGUGGUGUUGUGCCAGUCUUUGCGCUGCACCUCUCGAUCCUCUGGGGAUACACUUCCUCGACUCAACAGAGUAUGGAAACAAUUUACAAUAGCAUCUGAAGAGAGAGUACAUAGGUUGGAAAUGGCUAUUGCAUUUCACUCAAAUGCCGAAAAGAUUUUGCAAGACUGUCCAGAAGAGCCUGAAGCUAUUAAUGAUGAGGAGCAAUUUGAUGAAAUUGAGGCAGUUGGGAAAUCACUUUUGGAUAGAUUAACUGUUCCUGUAGUUUAUCCUGAUGGAACUGAACAAUAUUUUGGGAGUCCAAGUGACAUGGCUUCUACUGCAGAACACAUCAGAGACAGGAUGAAACUAGUUAGUCUCAAAAGGCAGCAGCUGAGACACCCUGAAAUGGUGACCACAGAGAGCUAAAAGCUACCACCUUCUCGCAGACCUGCAAUUCCUAACCCCGCAUGUCGUCAGCAUACCACAGCAUUAGCUACAACACGUUCAAUUGCGUUUCACAGACAAAAUAAGUCUCAUUUCUUUUCAUGACACAUUUUUUUCUACAUGUUAACACCUUGCAAUUACCAAGGCAUAAUUACCUAACAUGCUUCAAGACCAUAGACUCCCAGUAUCUUAAAAGAAGAACUAUAAACAGUGCACUGAAAACUUGCUUUAAAGCUUUACCUGACCUGUCAGUUUGUAGAUUAAACAACUGAUACAAGCUUUGAAUGGUGCUAAUAAGAGUAGGAGUUCUCUGUAUCAAAAAAUGGUUGCCCUUCCCAGGUGAUUUAGUAAAUUUAAACUGUAGUUAAACUGUUAUUAGUAUACAUUAGUGUCCUCAAAAUUUUACUUUGUAAUUCCUCAAAAUUGAUUAUUUUUAUUGUGUCCUUAUGAAGAAAAGCCUUCAGAUCUUUGAUAUAUCAUAUUCAUUAAAAGACAUUUUCCUAUUUGUAUUGAUAAUGUAUUAAAAGUUGUUUGUGCUUAAUAAAAGGCUUCUUUAAACAUCUUAUUUAAUUUGGUAGUUACAUCCUGUUUUCAAACAUGAGUGCCUUAUUUAAAAGGGCAUUCUUAGUAUUGUGAGGAUUGUUUAAUAUUGUUUUUCCGUGGUUGCAUGUAUUUUAGCCAGGAAAUUCAUAUGUAAGCAUGUGUAUAUAAUAAAUAAGCAUGUUUUAUCAUAAAAAAUAAUUGUGAAGAACAAUUUAGAUCUUUAAGAACUUAUUCAUAAUGGAAUACUAUUUCUAAUUUUUUUCUUCUUCAACUUGAAAAAUAUUAUCAAAAUUAUUAACUACCCUGAAGAUAUUUUGUCUUUAGGAGAGGAGGGUUGAGGAAAAAGUCAUAUAUAAUUUCUUUAGUGUAAUUCUUUAUAUCAGAGUAAUUAGCAAUUGUUAAUAAAAUUUAAUUUCUCAUGAUAGACUAGAAGCAAAAUAAAUUCUGAAGUAGUCCAAUAACGAAAACUGUAUGACUCCUUUAGAAAUAAAAUUUAUCAUGAAA